AUGGCUACUAUGCGUAUACCGGUUCGAAUAUUAAUAAUUGGAAUGAAUGCAGAAAUAAAUUCAACGGUCACUGCUGGUCUUAAUGAAGAUAAAUCAAUAUCAGCACGUGGUUUUAUUGUGUCGAACAAUCCAGAGAGUGAUGCAGAAUUAAUCAAUGUUAUAAAAGAACAGGAAUAUGAUGCAAUUAUACUUGGCAAAGGUCUUCGCAUUCAAGAUGGUUGGUUUGAACGAAUUGAAAGUAUUGUUAAGAGGAAUAGUGAUGUGCCCGUAGUGGAAGUUCAAGGACGGACAGCAGAUGCUGUUAAAGAAGCUCUGCAGGUUAAUGGUAUUAUGAAGGGAUGA
Messenger RNA from Didymodactylos carnosus, 342 nucleotides. The record is from the annotation of a GenBank genome assembly. Lineage: Eukaryota; Metazoa; Rotifera; Eurotatoria; Philodinida; Philodinidae.